Propithecus coquereli (Coquerel's sifaka) is the source of this 561-nucleotide messenger RNA. RefSeq names its product ribonuclease 8-like. The record is from RefSeq and is a predicted model, not a curated record. The transcript has a single exon. Lineage: Eukaryota; Metazoa; Chordata; Mammalia; Primates; Indriidae. Gene Ontology annotation, biological process: defense response to fungus; defense response to Gram-positive bacterium; defense response to Gram-negative bacterium. The coding region runs from base 1 to 561 and encodes 186 amino acids. Gene Ontology annotation, molecular function: RNA nuclease activity; nucleic acid binding.
AUGAAAUUCUUAGAAGGACUAGGGCUCCCCCAUGAUGACCUAUUCACCCACCUAACCUUCCUCUCUGUUCCACAGUCCCCUUUAGGAGAGAUGGUAUCAGCCAAGAUGGAAUUGCAGUCCCUGCUGCUGCUCCUGCUGCUAGGGCUGUGGGUGGCCAACAUCCCAGUCAGUGCCAAGCCCAGACACAUGACUUCAUCUCAGUGGUUUAAAACUCAGCAUGUGCAGCCCAGCCCUCAAGCAUGCAACUCAGCAAUGCGCAACAUCAACAAGUACACAAAACAUUGCAAAAACCUCAACACCUUCCUGCAUGAUUCCUUCUCCAGUGUGGUGGCCACCUGCCAGACCCCCAAUAUAGCCUGCAAGAAUGGCCAUGGAAACUGCCACCAGAGCCAAGAGCCUGUGUCCCUAACCAGCUGUGAGCAUACUUCAGGGAGGUACCCAGACUGCAGGUACAAAGAGAAACAACGGGAUGCAUUCUUCAUUGUGGCCUGUGACCCCCCACAACAGGAGGAUGACCUGGGGUACCUACUGGUUCCCGUGCACUUGGAUAAUGUUGUCUAA